GUCAGGCCGGCGGUUUAUAACGGCAGCCUGGGCGGCUCCGCUUGCUGUUUUUCCUCCUCUCUGGAGUGUGGUAUUCGUGGCCGGGUGCAAAGAUGCAGCUCAAGCCGAUGGAGAUUAACCCCGAGAUGCUGAACAAAGUGCUGGCGCGGCUGGGGGUCGCCGGCCAGUGGCGCUUCGCGGACGUGCUGGGGCUGGAGGAGGAGGCUCUGAGCUCCGUGCCGGCGCCUGCGUGCGCGCUGCUGCUGCUCUUCCCCCUCACGGCCCAGCAUGAGAACUUCAGGAAAAAACAGAUUGAAGAACUGAAGGGACAAGAAGUUAGUCCUAAGGUGUAUUUUAUGAAGCAGACCAUUGGGAAUGCCUGUGGGACCAUUGGACUUAUACACGCAGUGGCCAAUAAUCAAGACAAACUGAAGUUUGAGGAUGGGUCGGUCCUGAAACAGUUUCUUUCUGAAACGGAGAAGUUGUCCCCUGAAGACAGAGCAAAGUGCUUUGAAAAGAAUGAGGCCAUUCAGGCAGCCCAUGAUGCUGUGGCGCAGGAGGGCCAGUGUCGGGUAGAUGACAAAGUGAACUUUCAUUUUAUUCUGUUUAACAACGUGGAUGGCCACCUCUACGAACUUGAUGGACGAAUGCCUUUUCCAGUGAACCAUGGCACCAGUUCAGAGGCCUCGCUGCUGCAGGAUGCCGCCAAGGUCUGCAGAGAGUUCACGGAGCGUGAGCAAGGGGAAGUCCGCUUUUCUGCUGUGGCCCUCUGCAAGGCAGCUUAAUGCCCUGUGGGAAACACAGCCUGCUCCCCUCCUCCCCUCCCUUCAGCGUGAAAUAUGUCUUGUGCAGUGUAACAACUUCAGUACUUGCAGAGCUCAGCUGUUCUCCUUUGGUUCUGCUGAUCUGCUCUCACCCUCACCCACACCCAAGCGCUAGCAGAGCUCAGCUAGCUGUCCAUCAAGCAGACUUGGGUGUAAGCUUUAGACAGUGGAGCAUUUUCCCCCAUUGUAUGUCUUGUACCUCAAUAUCUCAUGCUUUAAACAGCUCCUUCAGUUUGUGUCUGUAAGUUAAGACCUUGGAUGUGGUUUGUUUGUCCUUAAAAGAAAUAAAAGUUUAUUGCUGAUAAGAGAUAA
Messenger RNA from Manis pentadactyla (Chinese pangolin), 1115 nucleotides. RefSeq names its product ubiquitin C-terminal hydrolase L1 (gene UCHL1). Lineage: Eukaryota; Metazoa; Chordata; Mammalia; Pholidota; Manidae. Gene Ontology annotation, cellular component: cytoplasm. The record is from RefSeq and is a predicted model, not a curated record. The transcript is spliced from 9 exons. Gene Ontology annotation, molecular function: cysteine-type deubiquitinase activity. Gene Ontology annotation, biological process: ubiquitin-dependent protein catabolic process; protein deubiquitination. The coding region runs from base 93 to 764 and encodes 223 amino acids.